This is a messenger RNA of Hordeum vulgare subsp. vulgare (domesticated barley), 1059 nucleotides long. Its product is annotated as endonuclease V. Bases 163 to 957 code for a protein of 264 amino acids. Gene Ontology annotation, biological process: DNA repair. NCBI's taxonomy places the organism in Eukaryota, Viridiplantae, Streptophyta, Magnoliopsida, Poales, Poaceae. The record is from RefSeq and is a predicted model, not a curated record. Gene Ontology annotation, cellular component: nucleolus; cytoplasm. Gene Ontology annotation, molecular function: single-stranded RNA binding; RNA endonuclease activity producing 5'-phosphomonoesters, hydrolytic mechanism. The transcript has 9 exons.
CCCAAGCAAAGCCCCCCAAAAAACAGAAAGAGAGAGAGUCGUCGGCCUGUUCCCGGAGAGGAAAAGCUCGCCGCCGGCACCGACGGGGCGCCCCCGCCGUGACAGGUUUCCACCAUCCCCCGAGAGCUCCGAACCACCGUGCGGGCAGGGACCGGAAGGGGGAUGGAUAGAGGAGGAGACGGCUCUGAUCUGGAGCUACAGAAGCAAGAAUGGGCGAGAACGCAGGAUGUGCUCAAGGGUAGGCUCGUCCUCGAGGAUGAUUUCGAGUGGUCUUUACCUUCGGUGAGCCCGAGCUCGGAUCAGAGUGGUGCCAGGGGCAAGCUGAAGUACAUAGGGGGGGUCGACAUUAGCUUCCUCAAAGAAGACCCGUCUACGGCGUGUGCUGCGGCGGUGGUUCUGGAUGCCGAUACCUUGGGAAUUGUUCACGAGGAGUUCGAUGUUGUCCGAAUGCAAGUUCCGUAUAUCGCUGGUUUUCUUGCUUUCAGAGAGGCCCCCAUUCUUCUUGGUCUCCUGGAGAAGAUUAAGAUCAAUGCUCAUCAUUUCUACCCUCAGUUAGUCAUGGUUGAUGGAAAUGGGUUACUCCAUCCACGAGGUUUUGGUUUAGCAUGUCAUCUCGGUGUCCUUGCAGACCUGCCGACCAUCGGAGUUGGAAAAAAUUUGCACCAUGUGGAUGGUCUUAACCAAUCUGAAGUCAGAAAACAGCUUGAAGCAAAAGGAAACUGCAAUGAGGAAUGUAUUUCAUUGACUGGGCAGUCUGGGACGACAUGGGGAGCGGCAAUGUGUUCAUGCUCUGGUUCAUCGAGGCCAAUCUACAUCUCAGUUGGUCAUCGCAUUUCGCUCGACUCUGCCAUUGGGAUAGUGAAGUAUUGCUCUAGAUAUCGUAUCCCAGAGCCCACACGCCAGGCUGAUAUAAGAUCAAAGGUAUUCCUCCAAAAGCACCAAAGAUUACAGCAGUAACAAGAGUUGACAAUGGCAAACAGUACCUUUGGCAAUCAUAUAUUUGUUGUAAAAUUGGACCAAAUCAUUUUUAUAAAAUACUAUGCCAUAUUUAAUGUACAA